Messenger RNA from Mercenaria mercenaria, 2966 nucleotides. RefSeq names its product 52 kDa repressor of the inhibitor of the protein kinase-like. The record is from RefSeq and is a predicted model, not a curated record. Bases 963 to 2723 code for a protein of 586 amino acids. NCBI's taxonomy places the organism in Eukaryota, Metazoa, Mollusca, Bivalvia, Venerida, Veneridae. Gene Ontology annotation, molecular function: protein dimerization activity. The transcript is spliced from 4 exons.
AAACAGAGGUGAAAAUUUAAGCAUACAAACCAAUAUGUCCUUAAUUUUUUUUCAGUUGCUUCAGUUAGUGGUUCUUACAUUUGAAUACGUGUUUCAAAUUGGUCAUGCACUUAUCCUCUCAAUAACAUAAAUACGGGAAUGAGUAGACAUACCCGUAUGAUCAAUGAAAAUAAUAGAGUGCAUAAUAACGUACCUUGAUAUAAAAAUAUAAAAAUAAUUCUGUCCAUAGAAAACAAAUCUAGGAAAUGUCCUUAAACCAACUCCUGCAAUUUUCACCAAACUGAAAUGAAACUUAGUGGGCAUGUGGCAUACAUGCGCGUUUUCUUACCUUUAUGUCCAAAGAUUUUUUACCGGAGAUUUUGGCCUUGUUUACCCUGUAUAUUACAAUGACAUCUGAACACUGAAAACUCAACUCCAGCAUUCUAUCCGAUUCAAAUUAAACUUGGUAAACAUUAUUGACACGCCCAAUUUGUCUGAAGUUUUGUGUCCGAUUCUGUUUGUAGUUAUACCUUUUUUUAGACUUCAUAUUAUUCUAUCAAGCAUUUUCAGCGGGCAAGUAUCAUAAUAUUUGUCUUAUUGUAUUUCAAGUUUAUCUUUUUGCACGGCUUGAUCAUGAUUAUUUUUAUACAAUUUUUAAUAGAACAUCUGUGAAAGGGAUAUGUUCGUGAACAAUUUGAAUAAAUCUUUUACUACAUAUCUAAAACAUUGGUUGCAGGAAUAUCGGAGGGAAAGAGCGGCGAUUCAACUCUAACUGGCUCGCUGACUAUCAUUGGCUACGAUACUCGCAGUCGCAAGAUUCUGUUUAUUGCGCUCCAUGCUUACUAUUUGGAACUAGUAAAGACAGGGCCUCAUCUUCGUCUGGAGUGAGCGAUUGGAAGAAUUUAUCAACAUAUGUUAAGCGUCAUCAAGUUGAUGAAUUACAUCGUGCUAGUGUUGUUUUAGCCGAAAACUUUGUUGACGUUAUGGUUGACAAAAAAGAAUCUAUCCUUUGUAAAAAAUCCUCUUCCAGCAAACAAAUAGUAGAAAAAAAUAGGCAUGUUCUGAAAGAAAUCAUAGAAGUUCUAAUAAUGUUAGGAAAACAGAAUAUUGCAAUACGUGGUCACAAGGAGGAGAAAAGUAAUUUCAUGGCGGUUUUACAAGGGUUGGCGAAAAAGAAUCCAGUUCUGUCAGACCAUUUAGCCAAUGCACCAUCCAACGCAAAGUAUACUUCGCCUGAAAUACAAAAUGAACUUUUAAGUUUAUGCGGCGACCAAAUAUUGGACAUGCUAACAACUCAGUGCAAGAAUGCGGGUGUGUUUGCUAUUAUGGCAGAUGAAUCUUCUGACAUAUCCACGAAGGAACAGUUGUCAAUCUGCGUCCGCUACAUUGAAAAGAACGAACAUAACAGACACAAGCUUAGGGAGGAUUUCCUUGGAUUCAUCACCUGUAAAUCAAUAAAAGGACAGGCCAUCGCACAACUCAUCUUAGAAAAUCUGCAACAAUGGGGUCUUGAUGUAUUGAAGUUAAGGGCACAAUGUUAUGACGGGGCAAACAACAUGUCCGGAAAGUAUAAUGGCGUGCAAGCUUUAAUUCGAGAGCGUGCACCACUUGCACACUAUGUGCAUUGCAAGUCGCAUUGUCUCAAUUUGGCUUUGGUGCACAGUUCUAAAUUACAAUGUGUUAGGACAAUGAUGAAAACAGUGCAAGAUAUUGCAUUUGCUUUCCAGUACUCUGCAAAACGUCUUCAGGCUUUCGCCGACGAGCUUGCAAAUGAUGCCAACACAAGGGAACAGCUUGACGGGCGACACAAACUGAAGACGCUUUGUGAAACACGAUGGAUGAGCCGUGCUGAUGCACUGACAACAUUCAAGAAUGCUUUCCCUGUCAUCAUACAUGCUCUGGAAACUCUUGGAGAAGACAACGAUGAUAAAGCUCGAGAACACUUGAUAGGUGUUCUACGGUUUGAGUUCAUCAUUGCUUUGACGACUGCGGAACAUAUCUUGAGUGCUCUUGUUGGUUUGACAGCAAUUCUUCAAAAGGCUGACAUGGACUUGAUUGAGGCCACAAAAGAGGCAAGGGUAGUUGUUGGUAUUCUGAAUGAAGAACGUGGAGACCCUCUUGUUUUCGAGGGAAUUUUCCAGACAGCAGUAAACAUUGCAUCCCAGUUCCAGAUUGACCCGUCCAUUCCACGGCAGAUUCAGCGGCAACAACACAGAGCUAAUUAUGAUAUAGCAGACCCUGAACAAUACUGGAGAGUUGCUCUUUACAAUGUCUUUGUUGAUCAUCUUAUCCUAGAAAUCACAAAUCGGGUGAUUUCAAAUGAGGAUCGUUUCACCGCUCAGUUGCUGAUACCUACCAGACUACCGGAAUUAACUAACAAUCUGGUGGAUGUUAUAUACACUUGCUAUGCAGAGGACAUCAACUUACCAAAAGAGCUGUUUGAAUAUGAGAUACGGAGAUGGACUAUGAGGUGGUCGGAUGGUGCACAAAAACCAACCACAAUAAUCGACACCCUAGACCGAACCCAAAGUGAAGCGUACCCGAGCAUCUACAGUAUACUGAAAAUAUUGUUGUCAAUGCCAGCCACACCAGCGUCAUGUGAACGGUCAUUCAGCAGUAUGAAGAGAAUAAAAACAUACCUUAGAAAUACAAUGACUGAAAACCGUCUCGCUAGUCUUGCUCUGUUGCAUAUUCAUCGAGAUAUGGAGGUAGAUGUUGACAAAAUUAUUAACAAGUUCGGUUAAAUGCCGAAAUAUUGAAUUCAUAUAGAUGGAAUGUCAUACUGACACAGCUUGAGUUAUUUAACGCUGAUGAAAUAAAGUAGAAAAUAAAUCAUAGAAACCGAGAAUAAAUGGCACUGAUUACAGUUUUGUUUAAUACAUCCGAAAUGCACCAGAUUGCACCAUUUAACGUACAUUUUCAAAAAAAUUUUCAGCGGAGUGGGUUUAUUGCACAUCAAAUGCGGUUUCAACCUGUCUGUGCUGUCA